AAAAGAUAAAUUGACGUUUUAGUUGAUGUAGAAUAGAAAGAGGAAAAAAUGUCUACAAAAAACAAGCGCGGUGGCUGGUGGAUGGCUGGAUUUAAAUUAUAACCCAAUUGGUUAAUUUAAGGGUGUUUUAAUUUUAUUUUAAGUACCUAGUACAUACCUAGGUAAAAAAUAAUUUUCUUAAGGAAAGUCAGGAAAUAGAAAAAAAAUCAAAGCGAAGUAAUUAUCCUUGAAAUCGCUUUUUCGGAGGCAGAGAAAUAAAUCGUUAAAAUACCUAUAACAGAACAACUAAAACAUGGCUAAUAUUUCUAAUAAAAAUAAGCCGCAGUUACCGAAAUCGGUCCUGGAAAUGAAGUUUAUGCGAAAAACUAAAGAGCGUAUUGAAAAGGAAAUUGAAAACACACAAGGACAUGAUAGUUUGUACUCCAAUAUUAUAACAAAUGAAAUGAGGCAUGCAAGUGGGAAUUUUAUAACGGAAUCAAGUUUUAUCUUUUGCGAAGAUCUUUUAGAAGGUAGAUUAUCUUUUAAAGGCAUGAAUCCAGAAAUUGAACGGCUUAUGGAUGAAAAUGGAGCGAAUGAAAAUGAUGGUGAAAUGGACAAAGAUAUAUCUGAUGAAAUUUUAGCAAAGAAAAUGGCAGCUUUUAAUAAAAGGAAAAGGCAAUCAACAGAUACUCCUAGUAAAUACUCAGUUGUCAAAAAGAAAAAGUAACCAGUGUAUUUUAUUAACUAAUAUGGAUAUUCUUUAUCUCUAUGACAUUAAAGAUGCUUGUUAGAUACAAACAACUAUUUAUGGCCUGAUGAGUUAAGCUGAGAAUAACAGUUUAAUACCUAGAUAAUAAUAUUCUAUUGUGAGUAAUAAAGUACAUACCUAUUGA
Messenger RNA from Plodia interpunctella (Indianmeal moth), 872 nucleotides. RefSeq names its product M-phase phosphoprotein 6 (gene Mpp6). The record is from RefSeq and is a predicted model, not a curated record. Gene Ontology annotation, biological process: maturation of 5.8S rRNA. The transcript has a single exon. The coding region runs from base 293 to 706 and encodes 137 amino acids. Lineage: Eukaryota; Metazoa; Arthropoda; Insecta; Lepidoptera; Pyralidae.